This is a messenger RNA of Chrysemys picta bellii (western painted turtle), 1118 nucleotides long. RefSeq lists its product as uncharacterized. Lineage: Eukaryota; Metazoa; Chordata; Testudines; Emydidae. The record is from RefSeq and is a predicted model, not a curated record.
GCUGGGACCCACAGUGUCUUAGCUGUUCUCUGCACACCCUUCCCACUCCCACAGAAACAUUGGCACAGGCUUCCCUUGCGCUCCCUGUAACACGCCCCUUGCCGUUCUAGUGAUGCUGUAGUCUGGGAGGAAGAUAUGGAGUCGGAGCUGCUAGGGGAGACCCCUGUGUGCUCCCCGGCAGAGCCAGUGCACUGGCAGUUCCUGACUCUGUUGGACACUGUGGGCAGGCGGAAUGGACAGGUGCUAGUGAUGGAGAUGGAUGAUGUACAUGAGGCAGCCCCGCUCGUGCAGAUGGACUUUGCCCAGGAGCUCUUCAGAGGGAUCGACCUAAAGACCAAACUCCACCGGAAGGAGGAAAUCAAGGAGGAAGAGCAGGAGAUGCAACCGCAGCUGGUCUUCAUGCUCUGGCAAGCUGCCACGCUGAGGCAGCUCAUGCAGUGGGAACACCUGGAUGAAACACUCUGGAACUUAAGGAAUCUCUUUCCCUGCAUGCCAGCGGCUCUGGUCCUGGUGAUGAUCCAGCCAGACCUGCAGCACCAGCAGGUGGAACCAGGACGGGCAGCCGGGGCACUAAGGAGAAUGCAGUGCUUGCUGGAUGGUGGCUUCCAGGAACUGGUGGUGGAAGCAGCUGUUUACAGCCCAGGCCAGCCAGAUGGGACCCUGGAGGUCAAGAGAGCUGCCUGCAGAGCCCUGAGAGAAGUUCUGAAGGGCCAAGAAGAAAUGACUCCCCAGGAUCCAGUUACCAUCCGACUCAGCCUGGGGGUGUGCAACACAGGAUACGAAAGACGGUAGGAGGACAGGCUCCCUUAGGCCGCAUUGCGAUGUGCCUGGAAGCUCCUGUAUCCAGCUAAGAUCUGAACUGCCACCGAAAAAAAAAAAGAAAAAAAACUACACAACAAAAAACCCCACACAUUAAAAUUUGGAGUUUAUUCUCUGCUUGCAUGCCUGUGUGUAUGUAUAAACUUCAAACCGUUUAUCACUUAUAGCAGGGCAGACAAAACACCCUGGGACGGUGUUCAUGUAAGGAAUUAUGUAAGGACACUGGACUCAUCUUUAUAUUUACAGCUGCUUAAAUAUUUAUUUUAAACCCUUGACAUAAUUAAAUAUUUUUUUAAAUA